Molecule: messenger RNA, 471 nt
Organism: Scutellospora calospora
Lineage: Eukaryota; Fungi; Glomeromycota; Glomeromycetes; Diversisporales; Gigasporaceae
Source: the annotation of a GenBank genome assembly
AUGUUGUACAAACUACCUAUAAAAAAAUGGAUAUGCAUUUCAUAUAAAAGUCAGUGGGAAUUUUUUUUUAAAAACACUCUCCAAAAACAACUACAAGAAAAUGAGCUACUAGUACCAGAUUUACUAUACUUAUAUUUGCUAGAAGAAUAUAAUAGAAAAGAAGCUAUUGAAGACAAACCACACCUUGAGCAUCCUCAUGAAGCAACUACUCUCCAAAACAUUGCCAAGAUCAAAAAUUUGAUAAUUGAGGACCCCUAUGCUACUACCAGAGAACUUGCUUGUCUCGUUAGUAUCUCCCAAACUAGAGUUACUAAUAUACUUACUAAGGAACUGGGCAUGAUUAAAAUAUGUAUAAAAUGGGUUCUGCAUGUCCUUACUAAUGAACAAAAAAAAAUGAAUCGAAGUUUCAAAGAAGCUGCUAAAAAAUUACAAAAAGGCUUUAAUAAUAUAAUAACUAGUGAUAAAACCUGA